AUGGCCGUUCUGUUUCGUCCUUCGGUGCUGCUGCUGAUCGCGGGGCUGCUGGUGGCAUGCCUGCUGAUCACCGGCGGCGAUGGAUUUCGGCUACGUGACUACGAGGUGGACGACGACCAGCGCGUUGCGAUGGCCGUGGCGAAAACUCGGAUCCAGCGACGAUCGGCUGCCGUGACGGAAGUGAAACAGCACAAAAAGCGGCUCCGGUUGGGUGCUGAAGAUGAUGACGAUGAUGAUGGCGAUGACGGUGACGAAGAUGAAGAUGAAGAACAAGCGGCGGAGAAAAAAUAUAAGUUUGAGAGAGUUCGUCGGAGUUAUAAGUCUUCCCCGUCCGAGGAACGGAAACGGGACGAUCGGGUGCGGGUCGAGGAUAAGGGAAAGUCCAAGAAAGCGUUUAGGGUACUGAAACCGAAAGUAGACGAUGGUGAUGACGAUGAUCAUGAUGAUGAAGAUGAAGACGAAGACGAUGAUGAUGAUGAUGAUGAGGAGGAAGAAAAAUCAAUUUUUAACUUAUAUGGUUUGUUUGGUUCGAAAAAAUCGAAAACAGAAGACAGAGCUGAUAAAGUAGAAGCAAAAACAAAAGAUGACGAAGAUGAUAAUGACGACGACGAUAAUGAAGAAGACGAAGGAAAGGAUAAUGAAGGAAUGUUUGGUUGGUUGAAAGAUUUGCGAAGCAAAUCUUCCGAACAAGACAAAGAUGAUGACGAUGAUCAUGAAGAUGAUGAUGCAAAAGACAACGACCAAGCUGACGAUGCCGAAGAGGACAACAAAUCAAGCGGAUUCAUCGGCUGGCUGAAGGACCUCGCCGAUUGGGAUGAAGACUCCGAUGGAGACCACCGUGACGAGAAAAGCACCAAAGACGAAGACCGAGAAAAGGAGAAUCCCCUGAUAAAUCUCGUUAGCAGCUUACUUAGCACGGACGCUGAGGACACCAGCGAAGAGAUAAAAGUGCGUCGCGUCGGUGCCGACGCAGAGGACAGCAGUUCGGAAGUCAAACCAACAGCGCCAAAGAAACCGAAAGAAUCGAAAAUUGUCCAACUGCUGAACACCAGCCCGUUGAAUGCUUUGUUUCCGGCCGGUGACCUCCCCGCCGAAGACAGCAUCGAAACCGAUCCGAAAAAGGUGAAAAAACUCCAACACACCCCAUCGAAAGUGGUCAAGCAGCGCAUCGAAAUCUCCCCGGAAGACUUCGAAUCUCUGCUGCUGCGUAUCCCAUCGUUCGUUCCGGACUACGCUCGGCUGAAAAACAACGAAUGCCGACGACAGGGUCAAAUCUUCCAGCGCCAGUUGCGCGGCAAGCGCCUCUGGGCGCUGCAAAUGAUCGACGCCAGCGCUAAGGUAACCUCCGGUUUGCUCCGCGGUAACGCCAACCAGUUGGGAGAUUACGACCUGUGCACCGGAAUCGCCACCAAGAUCAACGUGAAGGCAGACGAACAGGUCCGAAUGCGCGGCAAGUACUGUCUGGCCCACAUCGAUGUGGUGGCCGAAGAUGACGAUCUAAAACUGCCGGUGCAUUUGCUGCAGGGUCGAGGCUUUAUCAAGAGUACCCUAAAUGACCCGGACCACUUCCUGCCCCGCUUCACGACGCUCAACUGGGGCAUCUGUCUGCCGGCGGCGUGCAGCUUCGAGGACGCCGGAAGCAUCGUGAAGAACUUCGUCAAACCGUACAACACGACCGGCAUCAAGCUGUUCCUCGAGAUCGAGGAAGGCAACUGUCACGUGCGGCAGAACGCCAGCUGGCCGAAGCUGUUCCGCGAUAACUGGCAGCUGGUGGCUUCCCUUGGCUUCUACACCUUCGUCCUGGUAAUAGCGUUGGUUGCGUCGCUGAACGACUUCGGAGUCAUCCGCAUCGAACCACAUCCGGCUUCGAAAGCCGGGAAUGGGAACAGCGAAGGGGACGCCUCCGGCGACCAGCCGGACCCCAAUCUGCUGCAUCAAAUCUUGAUGUCGUUCUCGGUGAAGCGAACGCUGCGUCAGCUGGUCGGUGGGGAGGAUGAAACCCUUGUCGGAAAGCCGACCGUUGGCUGUUUGUCCGGUUUGCGUGCUCUCGCUACCGUGGUGCUGUUUGGCGCUCUGCGCCUAAUUCCGAUGGGCUUUCAGCCGUUUACCAAUCGGAACGAGUUUACCGAAAGUUUCAACUCACCGUGGUCCGUCCUGCUGCGGGUGCUGAUGCUGUACGCCGACGUGUAUCUGGUGAUCAGCGGAUUUCUGGCAGCUUAUCACAUGAUCGGAGAGUUUCAGCAGAAGCAGAAGGUGGCCUGGUUCAGGAGGAUUGUCGGGCGGUAUCUAAGACUGACACUACCGCUCAUUCCGGUGUUGAUUUUCUACUCCUGGAUCUGGGAACACCUCGGCAAUGGACCGCAGUGGGGCGACGUCGUAGUGAAGAACGCCAACCUGUGCAAGUUCAACUUCUGGAACAACAUACUGUUCACGCAAAAUUGGUACCCCAUCGAGGAAGGGUGCGCUCCGCACACCUUCCAGCUGGCGAUCGAAAUGCAGCUGUCCAUCAUUGCGCCCUUCCUGCUGAUCGUACUGACCAAGAGUCCCUUCUACGGGGCCGCUGCCUUCGUAACGCUGCACGGACUUUCCACGGCGAUACGGUUCGUGGCCACGACGGAGGAUCGUCUAUCGCCGUACAUCUACCACGGCAUUCGGCUGACGCAAAUCUACCGGACUGCCAAUCUGAGCUUCUCGGAAACACUGCACCGGGCGACGCCCUACCUGGCCGGUUUCGGGCUUGGCUAUCUGCUGCGGGAGACCGACCUACGGAAGCACGAUCGUGGCAUCAACUGGAGUGGCUGGAUCGGGAUGGCAAUCGCCAUCGGUUGGUGCUUCGGGUUCACGCUGGACAUUGCCGAUAAGGAUUUUCAGUACGUGAUGGCCGAUGCCGCCCAGUACGCCGCGCUGGCUCCCCUUUCGUGGGCCCUCGCCAUUUGCUGGAUCAUCUACUAUUGCAGCACCCAUCCGGACGGGCUGUUGAAUCGGUUCCUCAGCUGCCGGCCGAUGGUUUUCCUCAGCAAAAUAUCCUACUCGGUUUCGUUGAUUCAGUUUUUGGUCUUUUUCUACUUUGCCGGUUCGAUCCGGGGCAGUGAGGUGUUCAGUUUGGCCGGUUUCCUCAACCGGGCGGAAAUUUGCCUGCUGCUAGCGGGUGGCACCGUUCUGACGUUGCUGUACGAUCUACCGAUUCAGAACGUUAAAGCCAUUCUGGACCGGUCGGGGAUCUUCGAUCGGAUGGAAAAGAGGGACACCUCGUCGGUUGGGCAGGAGGCUCAGGCCGAAUCCGAGAAGGUGGUGGUCGAAAAUGGUUCUGCGGCUCCCGGCCCGGAAGCCGGUCAAUCAUCCAGCGGCGACAAUAAGGUGGAUGAUGAUUUUGUUAGUCCUUUCGAUGAACGAAAAGAUGAGGACGAUGAUUUUGUGAGGCCCGUUUGGAAGCGGAAAACCGCCACACCGGAGCCGGAACGGAAGCCGGCGUCUCCGACGAAGGGUUUCUGGGAUGACGAGGAGGAGAGUGACGCACCGAAGGUGGUCUUCAAGCUACCGCCGGUAGCCAAAACGCCAGAUCCACCCAUCGAAGAACAGGAAGAGGAGGAAGAGGAGCAGGAAGAAGAAGAAGAAGAAGACGAAGAGGAGGAAGGAGACGACGAAAUCGACGAGGAGCAGGAAGUGAUCAAAAGACCAACGCAAAGUAAGACUUCUGCCUCACCACCGCCACCGAAAUCCGAGCCAGAGCCCGAAACGAAACCGAAGACGACGACGACGACGACAGCCGGGGGGUCGUUCCGUUUUACUACGAGCCGCUCGUACAGUCCACCGCCGACGACGAGACGCCGCCAGUGGCGAACCUGGGAUCUGCAGGAUGACUGA
Messenger RNA from Sabethes cyaneus, 3864 nucleotides. RefSeq lists its product as uncharacterized. Gene Ontology annotation, molecular function: acyltransferase activity, transferring groups other than amino-acyl groups. Bases 1 to 3864 code for a protein of 1287 amino acids. The transcript is spliced from 6 exons. NCBI's taxonomy places the organism in Eukaryota, Metazoa, Arthropoda, Insecta, Diptera, Culicidae. The record is from RefSeq and is a predicted model, not a curated record.